Molecule: messenger RNA, 1059 nt
Organism: Hypoxylon trugodes
Lineage: Eukaryota; Fungi; Ascomycota; Sordariomycetes; Xylariales; Hypoxylaceae
Exons: 1
Coding region: 413-805 (130 amino acids)
Source: RefSeq, a predicted model, not a curated record
GUUGGUUUUGACGUCCUCAAUGAUGGAGAUGAUUUCAAGCUCGGUUUGCUAGUUUCUUACCACAUCAAGGUACUAGAAGAAAGAAGCGUCGUACUAUCACCGACCCAUUAACGGGCGUCCCGGAGUUCCUAGGGCAGGAUUUAUUGCUCGGUAGUUUAGUAUAAAUGACGAGAUAUUUCUGGUUUGUCGGUGGCAUGCACCCCGCUACGCAGUUGCACUUUCAGGUUGCUAUGGGUUGAGAGAUCGCCGCAUCCGACCGAAUGGAUUUACAUCUAUUAUGAGAUAAUGUCGGGAGGAUUUACUCGAAACCUAUUCCAAGAUAUCUACUAUACCCGAAAGUCUGGACGAUUAGCCUUAAUUGCCCGGAGGCUGGCGCGACUAUAGAACACUCUUCCGCGAAAACCUCCCCCGGAUGACUGCCGGCACCGUCUUUAUCGCAUUGGUGCUGACGGCUAUGCAAGUCGGACUCGCUACAGAUCGGCUCAAAUAUGACGAACGCUUCCAACAAGCAUCAUACGGUUUCACAGUGUUUGCUAUUCUAGGCCCGUUGGGCGCUUUCGGGUUGGCGGUGUUAGGGGCAUUGUUGAACCUUUUGAAGGAUCUUCCAUGGCUCUUCGCCAGUAAUAGGGUACGCGAAUCGGAUAAUGGUGGGGGACCCGCAGUUCCGGCGAGCAGCGACAAAACAAAGUCGUUGGGCAGCGGCGUAGGAACAUUAGGUGGCAAUGCUGAAGCUGCGGCUUUAGGUAAUGAAGAUGCUAUUAUUGAAAUAGAUAAUGCGGGAGGUGGUAAUCAGAACGGUCCUUGAGGCCGAGCAAGCCAGUCUGAAUGUCCAACCAACCCCGGAUUCUUGGCAAGCAAUGGAACGUGGAAGAAGUUCUGAAGACGCCGGGCGCUAUACCGAGUUGAGACUAUUCGCGCAGCCCCACCCACUCCACCAAAAGCCGACAAAAGUUGGAGCGUCGAGGGGUUAGAUAGGGGUAUGGCAUUUCUUUCACAGUUUAAUUGUCACGAGUUACGUCUACCAUAAGUCCCGUACGCCAACUUAAUAGGAACUGCCAA